AUGCUAACAUCCAAGCUUGAGGUUCUGGUGGAAUUUGGAUCAAAGGUGGAUGGGCCGCUAUUAGAUAAAACUUUGAAUGAGUUAAAGUCACAGGAUGGUGUUAAAGAGGCAGUGUUCAAAGAUGGAGCUAUCGUGGUGGAGACAACACUGCCCAGUACAGUUGUACUAGAUAUGGUCUCACGGGCGUCGGGGAAAAGGGCAGUAUUGCAAGGAUUUGGAGAAACACAGUCGGCAGUUUCGAUGAUAUCCAGCCAAUCAUGCUGCAGAAAUAGUGUUAUGGGAGUGAUCAGGUUCCAGCAGACUGCUGAGGGUCCGCUAGUGGCUGAUGGAUGCAUUGACGGUCUCUCUACUGGUCUCCAUGGGUUGCAUGUGCAUGAAGUUGGAGAUUUGAGUCAGGGUUGCGAUUCCAUCGGGGCUCACUAUAACCCUUCGAAUACGGUCCACGGGGGUCCGAAUGAUCCCCCGGAUAAACGACAUGCGGGCGAUCUUGGGAAUAUUGUAGCCGACGAAACCGGAAGGGCCACUUUCAGGAUAGUUGAUAAUGUUUUAAAGGUGUGGGAUAUAAUCGGCAGAUCGGUGGCGGUGACCGAGAAGCGGGAUGAUCUGGGCAAAGGUCCAAACCCUGAGUCAAAAGUUGACGGCGACAGUGGGACCUCAGUGGCUUGCGGUAUCAUAGCGCGAUCUGCUGGCGUCUUCCAAAAUCCUAAACGUAUUUGUGCAUGCGACGGUGUCGUGGUGUGGGACGAGAAAGAUCGCCCUCUAGCGGGGAAAGGCAGACGAGAGGGGAAGAGAUGCUGCGAGAAAGAGAAAUAG
Molecule: messenger RNA, 813 nt
Organism: Parnassius apollo (apollo)
Lineage: Eukaryota; Metazoa; Arthropoda; Insecta; Lepidoptera; Papilionidae
Source: the annotation of a GenBank genome assembly